Branchiostoma belcheri (Belcher's lancelet) is the source of this 817-nucleotide messenger RNA. Its product is annotated as nucleosome assembly protein 1;3-like. The coding region runs from base 1 to 816 and encodes 271 amino acids. NCBI's taxonomy places the organism in Eukaryota, Metazoa, Chordata, Leptocardii, Amphioxiformes, Branchiostomatidae. The record is from RefSeq and is a predicted model, not a curated record. The transcript has 2 exons.
AUGGGCUUCAACCUCCGACCUUCUGUCCUAAAAAACAAGGACAAGGCAGAGUUGGAGCAGCUGACAGAACAGCUCACCUCCACCCCCUCAGCUGCCGGUGUGGUUACUGGUACAUCCCCUCAAAAACCACCCAGGCUGCACCAUGGAGGUGACACAGGUGAGACCACUGAUCCUGUCCCUCUACCAGAGACUGCCAGAUGUGAGGGUUUUGUGCUGUACAGAGACCGCCUGGGAGAGUGGUUCCGCUUCCUGGCUGAUGAUGAUGUGAUCCUGGACCAGCUGUUUGGUGACGGUGAGGAGUUGCACAGGCUGUACUGCUGCACUGGAGCAGUCGAGAAACAAGCAACCCUACCAGUGGGACGACUGAUCGCUAUUGACGGCCUGUCGGUACGUGGCCUGACGGACUCAGAACUGUUGGAUGUCCUGAACACAUCAGUGGAUCCCGUUAUCAGCAUCGAUCCACUGGACUUCGAAAUGACCACACCGACCACACUGCAAAGCCUGAUCAGUGAGCCGGUACCUACUGAUGAGGAGGAGUCUAGUGAUGAGGAGUCUAGUGAUGAGGACACUAGUGAUGAGGAGCCUAGUGAUGAGGAAUCUAGUGAUGAGGAGUCUAGUGAUGAGGACACUAGUGAUGAUGAGGAGUCAAGUGAAGUUGAGGAGUCAAGUGAAGAUGAGGAGUCAUGUGAAGAUGAGGAGGAGACACAGGAGAAUGGCGACACUCAGCAGCAGGUCCGCCCUGUCAGGAAGUGGAGACGUGUGGCCGCUUUCUUCUCACGCUGCCGCAGGGCUUUCACUUCAUGCUGGCGCCACUGAA